Lactuca saligna is the source of this 759-nucleotide messenger RNA. Lineage: Eukaryota; Viridiplantae; Streptophyta; Magnoliopsida; Asterales; Asteraceae. The record is from the annotation of a GenBank genome assembly.
GUCCCAAAUAAAUUUAGUGCUAGAUUGGUUAGGGUUAUCCAGAUUGGGUUGGCCGGUUGGGAGUUAACGCCUUAACGGACCGGUACCGGGAAAUAUAAUCCGUGAACCAAACAACGAAAGGUUUGCAGGAUGGCAUCCGACUCAUCAUCAUCAUCGUCAUCAGCACCUUCUCCUUCGUCCGCCAUCGAUUUCUUGUCUCUCUGCCAUCGCCUAAAGUCAACCAAAAGAGCAGGAUGGGUGAAAAGAGACAUUAAGGGCCCUGAAUCUAUUGCAGAUCACAUGUACAGGAUGGGAUUAAUGGCUCUCAUUGCAUCUGAUACUCCUGGGAUCAACAGGGACAAGUGUAUAAAAAUGGCAAUUGUGCAUGAUAUUGCAGAAGCCAUUGUUGGUGACAUCACUCCAUCAGAUGGAAUCCCAAAGCUUGAAAAGAGUAGGAGGGAGAAAGAAGCAUUAGACCAAAUGUGCAAACUUCUUGGUGGGGGCCCACGAGCUGAGGAGAUACAUGAAUUAUGGAUGGAAUAUGAGGAAAAUUCCACAAAUGAAGCUAAAGUUGUUAAGGACUUUGAUAAGAUUGAGAUGAUACUUCAAGCUCUGGAAUAUGAAAAGGAACAAGAUAAAGAUUUGGAAGAAUUUUUUCAGUCUACAGCAGGCAAGUUUCAGACUGAUCUUGGUAAAGCUUGGGCUUCAGAGAUAGCAUCAAGAAGGAAAAAACAAGACUAGAUCUUUCACAAUUUUUUUUUUUUUUUUUUUUAAAUGGAU